Molecule: messenger RNA, 1881 nt
Organism: Gloeophyllum trabeum ATCC 11539
Lineage: Eukaryota; Fungi; Basidiomycota; Agaricomycetes; Gloeophyllales; Gloeophyllaceae
Product: WD40 repeat-like protein
Exons: 8
Coding region: 1-1650 (549 amino acids)
Biological process (GO): RNA (guanine-N7)-methylation
Cellular component (GO): cytosol; tRNA methyltransferase complex; nucleus
Molecular function (GO): tRNA (guanine(46)-N7)-methyltransferase activity; protein binding
Source: RefSeq, a predicted model, not a curated record
AUGUCAAAAUUUCCGCACACGCGAUUCUUUCCUGGACGGUCAAAGGCUGUCGUGAUAUCUGGGCCAGAAAUCCAAGUGGUUAAUUCCCAGACCGGAUCAAUUCUAUGCUCAACUGCCAAUCUUGAAGGGGAUUUACGAGAAUCCCUGCUAAAAUCGGGCCCCAUACGCUGUGUCGAUGUUGACAAUGGCCUCCGUCAUGUCGUUACCGUUGGCGACGACAAGAAGAUGAAGGUGUGGGACACGGAGAGUUUGAAGGUUCUGUCCGAAAGAGAACUCCCCAAAAAGCCGACCGAGGUUCGUUUCACGAAGGACGGACAAACUAUCCUCACUGCCGAUAAGUUUGGGGACAUCUUCAGUUAUCCGCUUCAUCCUGGUUCGGAAACUGCCCCUACACAAUCGAGUAACAGGCCGAAAUUCGUCUCGCACGAUAACCCGUCUGGCGGGAAACUGAUUCUGGGUCAUACAUCGCUUCUCACGACCUUCCUGCUCACCAAGGACGAAAAAUACAUUGUCACGGCGGACAGGGAUGAACAUAUCAGGGUAAGCUGGUACCCGCAGGGAUACAACAUUGAAAGCUACUGCCUCGGCCAUGAAAAAUUCGUGUCCGCUCUGCACAUUCCAACGAAGUCCCCUUCCAAACUGAUAUCAGGAGGCGGCGAUCCCUCAUUGAAGCUCUGGGACUGGUACGAAGGCCGGCUGCAGACAGAAAUCAGGAUUCUGGAACGCGUGGAACCAUACAUCAAAAUCAAAGUGCCUCAAGGUAAAGGAGGCAGGUGGGACGAGGACGGUGAUGAUGGAGAGGAGGGUGGACAGAGGGGACGAAGAAGAGGGAGGAAAGGCAAGGGUAAAAGCAAAGCUGACGGAAAUCAGUCGGAGACACCACAGCCUGAGGGAAUAACAGAAGACAUGGACGUGCAAAUGGGAGAUGUAAACGAAGAGCAGAAAAGAGCGGAUCAAGAGCCGGAGCUGGAAACAAUUCUGGCUAUUAGAAGAAUCGCCACGGUCGGUAGUUCGAACAGCGGUGAAGGCCCACAGGAUCUGGUCUUCAGUGCCAUUGGAGCUACAGCCUUGUUCUCUUGCCCGUAUCCGGGCACAACUACUCCAGACACCGGUCAAGAGACCGCGGAUACGAUCAUUGUCGUCUGCGACUUAGGACAUCCAGUUCUCGACUUCGUCGUCAUUGAAGAUCACGAGGAAGCUGGUGCGCUGUUCUGGGUCCUCCUCGAUGGUGAAUGGGGCAUUCGUGCGGGAGCUGACGGUGCGCCACCCACGAAGAUGGUUCGCGCUGUGCGGUAUCGCAAUGGCGAGUUCAUCGUACUGGACGAAGGAAGCGAGUCCCCUUUGUUAUCGUCUCUCAAUUCUACGGCCGUGCUGUCUGCUACUCCGGCCCAACUAUCCUCUCUGGACUUGUACGCGGCGUUAAGCUCUCUGCCCAAGAACACGCACGCGGAUCACGAUCCCAUGGACCGCUCAGAGACCGGCUCCGCCCUCGGGGACAGCAGCAGUACGAAGCUCGGUGGGAAACACAUGGGUAAACUGAAGACAAGGAUGGCACUGGCUGCCGCGAUGUCAGAGUCUAAACAGCUUAAACCCGCAGAGCAAAUGGAAGAGGACCAGAGGGAUGGUAAGAAGCUGAAGCAGGGCGAAUAGAGGUAACGCAGAUGGUCAAGGAAUACAUGCGUGACUGUCCUCCUGCGCUCUGUGUGAACGCUCCGUGAUCCAGGUGCUUCCAUGAUUCGCGACAUAUCGCCGUGGGGGACGCGUAGAAUUCAAAUCACCAACACGUGAUCGCGUCUGCUCGGUGCGGCAUCAUUAACCUGAGCUUCAGUUACCAUGAGUACUGUACCUGGGUAGAUCUAGACAACCAGCACAUGCGUCGAG